Molecule: messenger RNA, 2306 nt
Organism: Lachancea mirantina
Lineage: Eukaryota; Fungi; Ascomycota; Saccharomycetes; Saccharomycetales; Saccharomycetaceae
Source: the annotation of a GenBank genome assembly
AUGAUAGCGGUCCAAGAGUCUUAUCAGAUUGAAGAGCUUUCCGACGAAACCUCAGAUUUGGAAGGUAAGACUCUCACCCCAGAGCCACGUGUCUCAAACCCAGUAGAUGCGGCAGAUGGCUCCUCCAUUCCUAUUACACCUACUAGACAACUUAAAGUAACUGGAUGGAUGGAUCGAUCAGCCCUUCGCCGCCACUUCGAUGUUACAGAGGUGGAUGGACUAAAGAUUGCCUCUUGUGUUCAUUGCAAACGCGAAUUCAAGGAAGCGAGGUCCACAGGAAACCUUUCAAAACACGUAAAGAACGUUCAAUCCUCUAGCAUACCAAAACGGUCGAAAAGAAAGAAGUAAAAAUCUAGGAAGUCUCAGCCAAUUAGGAGUCAAGUGUCGUUCCUUGCCACCGCCAGCUGCAAUAACCGCAGAAUGGAAGCAUAGCCCUGGCGAUUUUGGUAUUCUGUUGCUUUUGACGGAAAAGUUAGUCCCGUUCUCCUUCUUCGAAGGCAAAAGCUGGAACGUCAUUAGCGAAGCCUGCUCUGGUAUUAAAUUGAUAAAAUCUCGUCCAGCGAUCAUUGACAGGCUAUCGAACUAGACCAAUCACUUCAAUACUGCACUUAAAAAAGUAUUGAGUAAAACUGACUUCAUUAACAUUGAACUGGAUAUCUGGUCCGGCGGGAAUGGAAGAUCAUAUCUUGCUGUAGCCGCAUCAUUUGCUCCCAAUCUUAUAAAUGAUGCUAUGCUGACUGAUGUUGGCAGCAGCAAGGCUCUUCUUAAUAACCAUUACGCUCCGUACAACACCCACAUCCUAAGGUUUCAUUGAUGUUAGCGACACACCACACACCGGGGAAAAUCUUUUCAAGGAAGUUCGGGAUGUGAUGAAAGAGUAUGAAAUAGAUGAUCGAGUUGCAACAAUUACUUGUGAUAAUGCCACAAACAACAUAUGCAUGCAUUCCCACCUUGUCCAUGACCAUUUCAAGAAAUGCAAAUCCAAGACGUUCGAUCGUCUGGGAAACUUCCAUAUUUUCCGGUGUGGAAACCAUAUUUUGAACAUUCUUUUCCAAGAUGUAGUGAAAAACCUGAAAGCAAACACAAAGUUUAGCUUGGCACUGGCGCGUAUCACACGGUUGGCUCACAAGAUGAAGCACACUUCUGUUUUGAGGUCUUCAUUAAUGAAAGCUUCAAUCCCGUUGGUGCCUGCUGCAUCGGAAACACGGUGGUUGUAUAUCUGGAAGCAAGUAACCACUUUUCUGAAAUAUCGCCAGCAGUAUCUGACGUGGUUCAAUAACUUUAAAAAGUCACCACAGAACAUUUCUGCUGCUUCAAAAAUCGAAAAGUGUUUCGAGCAAACCCCUGAGGAAGUCCAUCUUUUGCAGUACUUUGUCGAUUGUUGCUCAAUCUUCAAAGUGUUGAAUGACACUCUGCAAGAAGUUUCGUUUAAUCAUCUCUCUAAUGCGGUACCUUUCUAUUACACACUUCUGGAAUAUUAUGACUUAUGCGGUGAUGCCCAUACGGAGACUAUAGAGCUACCGACAGAAGGAGCAUUUGAUUUCACCUUUAUCAAUGGAACUCAAAACCCGCCGUUAGAUAUGAAGAAAACGGUACUUGAUGCUGUCCUUUCUACUCGAAACAAAUUUACAACUUAUUUCCAGUACUUCACGGAAAACGAUCUGUAUUUUGUCGCUGCAUUCUUGGAUCCUUCGUCCAAACAUCAGUGCUUCAACACCCUUAUGACGGAGGACGAGGCUCAAUUUCGACUAAGCAAAGUGGAAAGGUAUUUGAAGUCUUACCUCAAGAAGUCCGAACCGCGAAAGGUCGUUACAUCAACUGAACUUGCCAAAAGAUCUGUUAGAGGCACGCGCCAUCGAGUCAGCAAAUUACCCACAAUUAACCGGCGCGAAAAGCAUUCACGUAAUGCAGAGGCUUCUAUGUGCAAUCAGGCAGUCAGUGAGUGGGACAAAUAUAAAGCAGAAGAGCAACAUACCUUGGACUUCAAAGAGGAUCUGAUACAAUGGUGGUACGAACGCCGUGGCGCAUAUCCCAAUUUAUUCAGGCUUGCGGUGGCCCUUCUAUACACAAAAUUUAGCACAAGCGGUCUGGAGAGAGCAUUUUCUAUCAGCGGGAAAGUUCUUCGUAAAGAAAGAAGAAGUAUGAGCAGUCUAAAUUUUAACAGGUUGCUAGUUCUUAGAAAUCGCUUCAAGGGCUGGGGCCUCCUCGACCAGAAAUUAACACUCAAUUUCCAAGAUUCUGAUGAGGAUGAUGACUAUAUAGAAUGCUACUCUCAAUCAGAUGACGACGAUCUCGAGUUUCAAUAG